ACCGGGCAAUACCAGCAUUUGAGAUGACCUACACUUGUAGUUAUUAAAUGUCUCUCCGUUGUGUUAUUGUAUCACACUAAAAGCAUGAGUAAAUACAUUUUACCUGUUUCGGUAGUUGGAACUGUUAUUGGUGUCAGCGUAUUGUUGAGGGAUCAUGUUACCGGGGGUGGUUGUCCUAGUAAAGCGAAGAUUAAAGGCAAGACUGUGGUAAUUACAGGAGCUAAUACUGGCAUAGGGAAGGAGACUGCCCGCGACCUGGCCGAGAGAGGGGGCCGGAUCAUCAUGGGCUGCCGGGACGAGGAGAAGUGUGAGGCGGCGGCCCGCGAGAUCCGGAGGGACACCUGCAACCACCACGUGUACGCGCGUAGGCUCGACCUGGCCUCCAUGGCGUCCAUCCGGGAGUUCGCCAGUAGGGUGAACCAGGAGGAGGAGCGAGUGGACAUACUGAUAAACAACGCGGGGGUGAUGAGGUGUCCAGCCUGGAGGACGGAGAAUGGCUUUGAAAUGCAGUUUGGUGUCAAUCAUUUAGGUCACUUCCUGCUGACGAACCUUCUGCUGGACAAGCUGAAGAGCUCGGCCCCGAGCCGCAUCAUCAACCUGUCCUCUCUGGCCCACAUCGUGGGAGAAAUGGAUUUUGAUGACCUCAACUGGGAAAAGAAGAAGUACGACACUAAGAAAGCCUACUGCCAAAGCAAGCUUGCCAACGUGCUGUUCACCAGGGAACUCGCCGGAAGGCUGCAAGGCACCGGGGUCACCGUGAAUGCGCUGCACCCGGGGGUGGUGGCCACAGACCUGGGGCGGCACACGGGCAUGCACCAAUCCCAGUUCUCCAGCACGAUCCUUGGUCCAAUGUUCUACCUGCUGGUGAAGACACCGGUGCAGGGGGCCCAGCCCAGCGUCUUCUUGGCUGUGGCGGAGGAACUGGAGGGCGUUACGGGCAGGUACUUCGACGUGCUGAAGGAGAAGGAUCCAGCACCUCAAGCCCAGGACCGGGAGGCGGCCGGCAGGCUGUGGGAGGCCAGCGCCCGGCUGGUGGGCCUGAGUCCGGACGCGAUGGUCGGCUCUGUCCCAGCGCGGAAGUGAGUGGGGUGGUGCUGACGACGCCCCCUGGUGGAUUCUGUACCACUUCGCACUGAUGUUCAAGUAAGCCUUCUACCUCAUCAGACCUGAAACCCACCCAUUCAUUGUCAGCUGCCUGAGCUUUUUUUUUGAUUAUCUGCUGUGGGUUUGUGACUUAGACAGGCAUGAAUAACAUCUGCUAAUCUUGGAGCUGGCAGGAGUGGAGUUUUUGUCAAUGUCUUCAUGAAUCCUGGUUCCUGGUUGUUCAGCAAUCUGUCUCACUAAAAUCUGAAAUACUGUUUAUGAGAGACUGUGAGAAUACAUUUUAAAGCCUAUACUUUUCCUUUUAAAAUACUGCAGAAUAGCGAAUCUGGUUUAUUUGGUAUAUGCUAAACCAGUUUAAACCUGAAAAAAUGCCAUUCAGAUAUUCACACUACAUUCACAAAGCCUUUGGUCUGGCAAAACUUAUUUAUUAUAAGAUUCUAAAUUUACACACACACACACACACACACACACGCAAAGCAAGGUAAGGCAGCAUUGCUUUGAGGCUAAUGGCAUUAUUCUCAGGAAUUAGUAUAAGAGAAUCUGAUUAUGCUGCUGUUAAUUGUAUAUGUGCAUUUAAAUCAUCCUGGCCGUCGUUGUUUUUGUUGUUUUUGAAAUUCAUGUUCUAUGAAAUUCAUUCCUAAUAAAAUUUUG
This is a messenger RNA of Brienomyrus brachyistius, 1755 nucleotides long. Its product is annotated as retinol dehydrogenase 13-like. Lineage: Eukaryota; Metazoa; Chordata; Actinopteri; Osteoglossiformes; Mormyridae. The record is from RefSeq and is a predicted model, not a curated record. The coding region runs from base 85 to 1083 and encodes 332 amino acids. The transcript is spliced from 8 exons.